Gracilinanus agilis (Agile Gracile Mouse Opossum) is the source of this 1539-nucleotide messenger RNA. Its product is annotated as stonustoxin subunit alpha-like. The record is from RefSeq and is a predicted model, not a curated record. Gene Ontology annotation, molecular function: protein binding. NCBI's taxonomy places the organism in Eukaryota, Metazoa, Chordata, Mammalia, Didelphimorphia, Didelphidae.
AUGUUCAUUAGGAAUACUUUAUUCUCUGAUUUUGUUCUUGAGAAUAAUCCAGUGUCUUAUGAAGAUACAAUAAAAGUCUAUUCCUCCCUUCCUAAGCUGCUUAAGGGUCACAGGGUGCCCCUCCAAGUCUGGCUGCACCCUCUAGAGAAGCUGAGCUCCAAGGCUGCCAAGUUGGUCCAAGGGAUCAGCAUUAGCUUGGUAUGUGAUGCCCAGGACACUCUGGAGAAGUUAUCUGAGUGUGACAAGAAGUGUAAUGACAUGCUAGAGGCACCAUGUCUCUCUGUGUUUUCUGCAACCCAGGAAAAAGUCAGGCUAUUCCAAAUGCUGAAUAAACAGCACAGACAGAUUUUACAAAAGGAAAUAGCCAAGGUGUUACCUCAGAUCCGGAUGGGCGAAGCAAAGGAAAAUGAGCUGGUCAGCAUUUUAACUAGGGAAAGCCAGUCCCCAUUCAGCUCCAGGAGGCUCUCAGAAUUCCUAGAUCAGAAGCUCUGUGAAAUAAAGGUAGUAAAUUCCUACCUCACCCUUUUGAAGGAGGUGAGAGUCAUAGAUGACCAGAAUGAGUUGGAGGAUGUGGUACUAGGCUCUCUCCACCAAUCUGUCUUGAUGUUUGCACUCACCUCCUUGCAGGAGGGACCCUACUUAAGAGAUUGGAAACAGUGGCUUGAGAAUCCAGUUUCAUUCAGUCCUAAAUGUGAACAGAAGACAUAUUAUUCUUGGGUGGAGGACAAAGAGACAAGGAGAAAAACUAUCCAAUUGGCAGAAUCCUUUUCCACGUUUGCCAAGAUCAAUCACUCCACUGGGAAGACUCAGUUCCUUGUGGCAUCUGUCCCAGACCAAGAGGAAAAGGGGGUCUCCAUUUACCUCUAUGCAAAGGGACUUCUGGUCAGCACCAGCUUUGAGCUACCAUUCAAACCUCCCCCUCCCCGGAUUGGUGGAGUCACACAUAACUGUGUAGAGCUAGAAAUGACUCCAGCAUCUGGGAAGAAGGAGGGAAUCAUUGGCUAUCAGGUAGAGUACCAAGUUGUAGGAGAAGAUGAUUGGACUAUCUAUCAUCCUUCUGUCUGGAGAGCCAGAGUUUUCAAAAUGAAUGUACAGCCUAGCACAGAAUAUGUAUUCAGGUUUGCUCAGGUAUGUGAGGUAGAAUGUGGUGAGAACAGUGAUGUGAGUUCUGUUUUGAAGGUACCAUUUUUUACCAGUCCUUCUGGGAAACCAAAAGUUGUUUUGGUGAUGUCACAGUCUGUAAUCCUCCAAUGGCAGGGUACAAGUAUUGUUAAAGCAGGAGCCAAGAUCAAGGAAUAUAGAUUAGAGUAUAGGGAAGAGACUGAGACUGUGGGUGAGGAGGAGGAAGGAGAGUGCCAUGAUUACAGAACCGGAAAUGAUGAGGAGUACUGUACCAUUGAUGGACUAAAACCUCAGUCUGUGUACUGCUUCAAAGUUUCAGCUGUGUAUGAUGGAGGCUGCACAAGUGAGAGCAGUGACAAGAGUGACCCAGUGAAAAUCUGGGCUAAUUUUCCAAAAAAUUCAACUAAUCGAUCCUAA